Cajanus cajan (pigeon pea) is the source of this 2993-nucleotide messenger RNA. RefSeq lists its product as uncharacterized. The record is from RefSeq and is a predicted model, not a curated record. Lineage: Eukaryota; Viridiplantae; Streptophyta; Magnoliopsida; Fabales; Fabaceae. Gene Ontology annotation, biological process: meiotic cell cycle; meiotic sister chromatid cohesion; reciprocal meiotic recombination.
CCCUUCUUCCCUUUCUCUCUUCUCUUCGUUUCCACUGUAUUCGCGCAAUUUACCUUUUGUUUCUUAUGUUUCGCGUUGGUUUCGGUCUUAAUCGUCGAUUGAGUUGUCGAUUUGUUUUUUUCCUUAACCUACGGAAUUUAUUGACGUUCUUGUUAUUUGCUCUGUGUUUUGCUGUUUGAUUUGGUUGCUGGAAAUAUUCACUGUCGUAGAAGUGAAAAGGCAUUAUGGAUAUAGUUUGAAUUUGUAUUAGUUUUUUGGUCUUUUUUAAACAAUGAAUAUCUCCAGGAGAAACUCGUUGUGACCUUGAUAUGAAAUAAGAUAAAAUUGAGAUGAAGUUGCAAUUGUGUUUUUGGCUUAGUUAAAGCAGUCGAUUUGCUUAAAUAACCUUGGGAAAAUAUUGCGAGGAAUGUGUGGAAAAAACAAGCUGCUGACUAGGUUUAGUAUUAUUGUGAUCAAAUUUUGAAGCCAUCUGGACAUAUUAUGAUUGAGGUAUCAAAGAACUAAUGUGGGAUGACAAUUCUGACACUGAGUUGUUGAAUUGGAUUACUUGACUGAAGUAAAAACGAUUGAUAAUUGUCUAUUUCAAUCCUCCCCCUCCGCCCAACUUUUGCCACUACUAGGCAGACCCAAAUAGUUGAUUUGGUUUUACAUUUUUUAUGAUGUCAAUGUGCUUUUGUUCAGUUAAACCAUUUUUUAAUGGUAUGAUCAGUAACUUUUGUCCUAUUUUUUAGUGUUUAAUUUGAUUGCUGGAGAUACUUAACAUUUGAUCAUCAUAGGGGUUGUUUGCCUAUUUUCCUUUUUAAAUAUGUUACGCAAAUAUUGAAGUGACACAGUUUGGACACUCCUUUGAGUCAUUCCUUUUCUUUCUCUUCCUCGUUAUUAUGGCCAUAGGUUUAUAAACAUGACUUAUUAUGAAAGUCCCAAAAGUCAUUAUAGGUAUGGUUCACAUUCCAGUUAAUUUUAGUGACCAUCUUAUAAAAGAUGAAGAGAUAGUUCAGACAAAGUUGCUGUAGUUUGAGAUAUUGAGCUGAUGUCAUUGUUUUAUUUUUAUACGAAACAAUCAGUAAAAUUGUAAAACAUGCUAAUGACUACUUGCAGUAUUAUUGUGUUCCGAUGACUUUGAACCCAAAUGCAUGCUAUGAUUGAGCUAUUGAAGAAUUUAUGCAGGACAACUAUUCAGAUACCAAACAGUCAAUUUGGAUAAAUGAUAAUGCCGUGAUGCAAAUGAUGGGUCAUUGGGGUGUUUGUCAUCAAGUCAUGUUCAUUGGUCAGCAAGAGGAAUGUGAACUCACUUCCACCAUUCCUAAGGUUGAGGAAUCAGAAGAUGAAGAAAAAGUCAUUGACGUUGAGCCUAUCUUCAUGCCAAAAUUUAAGAAAAGAAAACGCCUAAGCCUUAAUCGUCUUAGAGAGAUUAAAGCAGAUAUGUGCGAUGGGCAAAGUAGUGACAUGGCUAAAACAAAGAAGUGUGCAAGCAGAGACAGAUGGUCAGCUAAGAGGUAUAAGUUGGCUGAGCAAAGCAUGUGGGAGGUCUUAAAAGGUGAAGGUGCAACUUUUGAAAAUCCAAUUACCCGAAAUGCACUAAGAUUGGCUGCCCGUAAGCACAUUGGUGAUACUGGACUAUUAGACCACUUACUAAAGCACAUUGAUGGUAAAGUGGCACCUGGAGGAACUGAGCGGUUCCGACGGUGGUUCAACACCAAUGGAAUCAUGGAGUAUUGGUUGGAGAGUGCUAGUUUGGAUAAGAUCCGCCAGGAGGCCGGGAUGCAAGACCCUUACUGGAUACCACCGUCUUCUUUAAGGGCAUGCAGUGUUCCUACUCUGAAUACUGAUUCCAUUGGUGAACUGAAAAUGCUUAAAAUAGAAAUGGCCCAGAUGAAAAAAGAUAUGCAAGAGCUCAUUGCCAAGAAGCAAGAAAAAAACGAAAUGUGUUUGAUGAAGGAGACACAGAAAAAUUAUGUGAAUUGGAAAGCUAUGACUGAGCAGCGUGUAACUGAUAUUAUAAAUUCUUUGAAGGGUGUGCAGGGCAUGCAUGAAGACAUGUUGAUUUGGAAAACUAAAGUUGAGCAACAGCUUAUGCAAAUAACCAACAAAUUGAGUGGUGUGCAGACAUUGAGAGAACACACCACUUCAAGUUAUUCUCCUGUAAGAUGGGAGGAUUGGCUGGAAAGCACCAACCUAGACAAUAUUCAGGGAAAUGAACUUGGACCUUGGUUUGGGAAUCCUGAGCUACUUAAUGUUCUUCCACAAGAGGUUGUACUUCAAGAUCCAAACUUAACCCUACCAACUCAGCUGCACGGGGUAGAACUGACUAACAUGAGGAGUAGCCCCCUCAUUCUUUCUCCUCGUGAUUAUAGCAAUUUGCUGGAGUUGGUGCCAGAGAAGCUAAAGGAAGAUCAAACUAAUGUGACACCUGAUUCUUCUACGACGGUUAACUCAAAAUCAGAAACUGACAAUUCAUUGAUAUUGUUUCAGGAAAUGUUCAUGGAGUUAUUUACAUCAAGGGAUAAAAUGGAGCAGCAGUUAUUGGAUAUAUCAAAUACUGUAUAUCGUAUGCUGGCAAUGAAAUAGACUCUACAUCGAAGUAUCCUAGUAUCAAGCCUAAUUUUUGGACGCUAAUUUUUAACCAUUUUCUCUUGUUGCUUUCAGAGUGUAGGGCUUAGAUAUUGUACAGGUUAACAAUAUAACGAAGUGAAAUCCUUCUCCAACCACAACAUAGAAGCCGCAUCUGAAUCUCACCCACACUGAGCUGCAAAUUGUCGAUAUUUUUCCCUGGCCUUUUAUAGUACAGUUGGUUUCUGCUUUAAGGUAGGUCACUAGGUCAUCGUUAGGGAUAUUAUUUUAAGUGACAGUUUUCUAGUUUUGUUCAGUAAAAGUUAAGCUCCUGUUAGGCUUUUAUUUAACUUAUUAGCUCGAGUGACUCUUGAAAAUAUGUACUUGAACCUUAUUUGGGGGAUAAGUUGCUAUAUGUAGAAUUUGUGCGGUAUAGUUCAUCA